Prunus armeniaca (apricot) is the source of this 1854-nucleotide messenger RNA. Lineage: Eukaryota; Viridiplantae; Streptophyta; Magnoliopsida; Rosales; Rosaceae. The record is from the annotation of a GenBank genome assembly.
AUGGCUUCUGGAAGGCUUGGAGAGAUGCUGAAUCUUAGUGAGGAGCUUAUCAAGAAAAGUUGCUAUCUUUCCUUGAAGGCUCAGAACUUCCCAGAUGAGCUGCUUCUUGUGGAGAAGCCCCCUGCCUCAUCCCAUGCUUUUUUCUGCUUUCCAGGAUCAUGGUCUGUGGACAGUUGGUUUUCUGGAGAAAAAGCUUUUGGAGAAACAGUGAUCACACCUGCACUGUUUCCUUGUAUGAAAAGCAUAGGCAACCAUAAUGAAACUGCAAAACCAGGAGACCUAGAAUUUGCAAUUGCUUUCGUGAACCAAGCCUUUCUGCAAAAAUUUGAACAUGUUUUGCAGACUUCCCAGCUAGUUAAUCAGGUGCAAGACGCUAUCAAUGAAAGGAAGAGUAUAAUAUUUACAGGGCAUUCUACAGGUGGAGCAAUUGCUGCGCUUGCCACAAUCUGGUUCUUGCAAAAGUACCCGAAAACAAAUGCUGCAACAUUCUUCUGUGUGACUUUUGGAUCUCCCCUUGUUGGUAACCAUAUUAUUUCUCAUGCUCUUAGGAGGGAGAAUUGGUCUCAAUACUUCAUACAUUUUGUCAUGAGAUAUGAUAUUGUCCCUAGGAUUUUGCUUGCUCCUCUCUCAUCCAUUCACCAAGGAUUGCAGAAAAUUCUCCCCUUCUUCAAUCCGAAAUCGCCUUACUUUAGAAGCCAGAUUCUUGGAACAUCCCUAGAGGCCUGGCAUUUGUAUACAAAUGUGAUGAGGGAUGCAUCAGCUCUUACAACCCAUGUUGCCUCUCAACUAAUGGGGAGCACAAAUCAAGUGCUGCAAACUGUAAAACACUUCAUUAAGCUGAGCCCUUACAAGCCUUUCGGGACAUAUGUUUUUGGCACUGGGAAUGGGAAAUUGGUUGUCUUGAAAAACCCUGAAGCUGUGUUGCAAACCUUGUUCUACUCUUGUCAGUUAAACGGCGAAACAGAAUGGGCAGCCAUUGCCCACAAUUGCUUGAAUGAGCAUUUCAGCUAUGAGAAGGAAUUUCUAGGUGGUGAAUGUAGCUUAGACAUGCAAGAUGUGGUUUCUCUUGAUAAACUAGAAGAGCUCUGCUUAGGCUCAGAUCGUUACUUGGAUGAUCUUGGCUUGAGUGCAGAAGCUAGAUUAUGCCUUCGUGCUGCCGGAGAAUCAGAGAAGCAAAAAGGAGAAAACCAGAAAAAAGUUGAUGGAAAAAGGGAAGAAAUGAAGAAAGCAUUGGAAAACCUAGAACAAUAUCGAGCCUUGUGUGAGCACAAUGUGGGAUAUUUCGACGCCUUCAAGAUUCAGAAGGACAGGAGAGACUUUGAGGCUAACGUGAGUAGGAUUGUGUUAAUAGGGAUAUGGGAUGAGAUUAUCGAAAUGUUGAAAAGAUAUGAGCUUCCUGAUGAAUUUGAGGCUAUAAAAGAAUGGAUACAACUAGGAACCAGGUUCCGCCGUCUUGUUGAGCCUAUUGACAUUGCUAACUACUAUAGGCACUCCAAGGAUGAGGACACUGGAUCAUACAUGAAGAAAGGCAGGCCAAAGCGGUACAAAUACCUGCAACGAUGGCUUGAGCAUGAACAAAAACUGCCGGCAGGUUCCUGCGGGGAAUCGUGGUUUUGGGCAGAGGUGGAGGAGUUGCACAAACUUACUGGUGACAUCACAGCAAUCUACACGGAAAGAGAGAGAGUUUUGAAGCUGCAAAGAGAAGUAGGAAACUGGAUUCGUGAAGGGUUGGUUGGUAAGGACGUCUUAUUGAAGUCGUCAACCUUUUACAGUUGGUGGCAGCCGCUGCCUCCGCCACUCAAAUCAGAAAUCAUUUCAGGGCUCAUGGAUGAUCAAGGAAGCAUGCAAGAGUAG